GUUUAUUUACACCACGUGACUUCCCGGAAGUUGUUCACCGGAAGUGAUGCCAACAUGAAAAAAUAUUCAGUUUUGUUGCCGACCUACAAUGAAAGGGAAAAUCUACCCCUUAUAGUGUGGCUACUCGUAAAAUAUUUUGCAGAAAGUAAAAUAGACUAUGAAAUAAUUGUAAUUGAUGAUGGAAGCCCGGAUGGAACCCUGGAUGUUGCUAAGCAACUGCAAAAGAUAUAUGGUGCCGAUAAAAUUGUUUUAAGACCAAGAGAGAAGAAGCUAGGUUUGGGCACAGCCUACAUACAUGGGAUCAAACAUGCCACAGGAGAUUAUAUCUUCAUCAUGGAUGCCGAUCUCUCACAUCAUCCCAAGUUCAUCGCUGAAUUUAUCAAACUUCAACAAGACAAUGACUAUGACGUUGUAUCAGGAACCCGUUAUACUGGCAAUGGAGGUGUCUAUGGAUGGGACCUAAAACGUAAACUUGUCAGUCGAGUUGCAAACUACAUUGCUCAAGUGUUGCUGCGGCCAAAUGCAUCAGAUCUGACUGGGAGCUUUAGGUUAUACAAGAAAGAUGUUCUUGACAAACUUGUUCAUUCCUGUGUGUCGAAGGGGUAUGUGUUCCAAAUGGAAAUGAUCAUUAGGGCAAGGCAGUUCGGAUAUACUGUGGGAGAGGUGCCGAUAUCAUUUGUGGAUCGAGUGUAUGGUGAAUCAAAACUUGGAGGCAAUGAAGUAAUAGGAUAUCUCAAAGGAUUGUUGUACCUGUUCGCAACUACUUGAUACAAUAUUGAAUAUUAUUAGAUCACACCUGCCAGAGAAAUGGCAUGAUGGGCGCGGGCAUGUUUUAAAAAACCAAUGGAAAAAGAGUGGAAUAAGCGAGGAAAAAAAUAAAUAGGUGCAUUGUCAAUAGUCCCAAUUGCCAAUUGUAUAGAAAUGCACAGAGAUUUCUUUCUGAAGAGAAAAGAUGUGACUUAUCACGGAUGUUUUCUUGUGGGAUGUGGCGCA
Owenia fusiformis is the source of this 993-nucleotide messenger RNA. The record is from the annotation of a GenBank genome assembly. NCBI's taxonomy places the organism in Eukaryota, Metazoa, Annelida, Polychaeta, Sabellida, Oweniidae.